AUGCGUUUGCUCAAUCUUUUCCUCCUGGCCACUGGAGUUUCGGCCGUUGCCGCCCACCAAGAGGAAAACAACCGCUGUGAGAGGUGGUGUAUAACGACCUUUGGCCAUCUUAGUGCAGGAUGCAUUGCACUCGCCGCCAGGGGUAAAGGGCCUUGCUAUGAAUGCGGACCUGCGGCGCGGCAGCCCUCGUCUAAGAUAUUAUGCAACAAGAACUGUGUUGCAGUUGGUAACCAAAAUUGCGGUGGCUGUGGGAUAACUUGUGGAAGGGGAAAAACCUGCCAAGGCGGACGAUGUUGCGGAACGGGGAAGACUUGCCAGGGCGGUAAAUGUAUCUGUCCCGCUGGAUCAAUCAAUUGCUCUGGAACUUGCAAGAAUAUAUGGAAGGAUAACGCAAACUGCGGUGCUUGUGGCAAGGGAUGCGAUAAUGGAAAGACCUGUGAGCGUGGUCGUUGUGUAUGCUCCGCUGGAUCGACCAAUUGCUCUGGAAAUUGCAAGAACCUAAAGAGUGAUAACUCCAAUUGUGGUGCCUGCGGAAAAGCAGUAUGUACCUUAUAUGUGUUUGUGCUGCUGGGCAAACAUGCCAGGGUGGCCAAUGUGUCUGUCCAUCUGGCUCGAUUCUUUGCGCUGGAUCUUGCAAGAACUUGCAGAAUGAUAAUGCCAACUGUGGCGCUUGUGGAAUUGCUUGUGCCGGUGGACAGACGUGUCAGGCCGGGAAAUGCGUAUGUCCUGUUGGGACUACUCUUUGCGCCGGAACUUGCAAGGACACCCAAAGCGAUAUUUACAACUGCGGCUCUUGUGGUUUAUCUUGCGGUGGUGGCCAUGUAUGCCAGGCCGGAAAAUGCCAAUGUACUCCAUCCGGUGGUCAGUGUGACUUGGGCAACCCUGGUGCUUGCUGCAGCCAAACCUGCACGAAUUUCCACCCCCCAGCGGCCCCUGUCUGUUAUUAGAAAGCGAAAUAUCAGAAUAGAGCAGAUAAAUCCUUUAUAA
Microsporum canis CBS 113480 is the source of this 987-nucleotide messenger RNA. RefSeq names its product PE-PGRS family protein. NCBI's taxonomy places the organism in Eukaryota, Fungi, Ascomycota, Eurotiomycetes, Onygenales, Arthrodermataceae. The transcript has 8 exons. Bases 1 to 987 code for a protein of 328 amino acids. The record is from RefSeq and is a predicted model, not a curated record.